Messenger RNA from Cryphonectria parasitica EP155, 1173 nucleotides. RefSeq names its product beta-lactamase/transpeptidase-like protein. The transcript has 3 exons. Lineage: Eukaryota; Fungi; Ascomycota; Sordariomycetes; Diaporthales; Cryphonectriaceae. The coding region runs from base 1 to 1173 and encodes 390 amino acids. The record is from RefSeq and is a predicted model, not a curated record.
AUGGAGAAGCUCAACGAGAUCCUCGCAGCCUACGUUGCCAAGGGAGAUUCGACCAAGGGCAAAGUGCUCGGAGCUGCCUUCACCGUCGUGAACAGAGAUGGCGUUCUAUUUGAAGGCUCAGCUGGCCGUGUUGAUAUACCCCGAGACUCAAGCCCGUGGGGCUCCGACACCCUGAGCUGGUUCGCGUCCAUGACCAAACUCGCCUCGGCCAUCUGCAUCCUCCAGACCGUCGAGCGCGGCCUCGUGACCCUCGACGAGGACGUCCGGCCCCGGCUUCCUUUUCUCCAAGAGGUGCAGAUCCUGCGCGGGUUCGACAAGGCCGGCAACCCCAACCUGGAGGCCAACCCCUCGCCCAUCACCCUCCGCCACCUGCUCACGCACACGACAGGGCUGGGCUAUGACCUCAGCGAGGAGCCCCUCAUGAGAUGGCGCCGCAAGGUCGGCAAGGACAAGAUCAACAUGACCAUGACCAUGGAGGGCUACUCGACCCCUCUCCUCUUCCAGCCCGGCACGGACUGGAUGUACGGGACCUCGGUCGACUGGGCCAUGUUUGUGCUCGAGAGGGUCACCGGCCAAAAGGUCAGCGAGUACAUGGCCCAGAACAUCCUGGUGCCCCUCGGCAUGAACGAGACGGGUUUCUGGCCCAAGACGCUCGGAAAGGAGCCUGUCGGCAUCCCGUAUCGAGGGUCCGGCGGGGUUCUGGCCGGCGCCCCGUUCCCCGUCCCGGAGGAGCACCCCGUCGAGAGCGGAGGCGCGGGACUGUACUCGACCGCGAGGGACUACGCCAAGCUGCUCCGCGCCGUCCUGCAGGGCAAGCUGCUGAGCCAGGAGAGCAUGGACCUGCUGUUUCAGCCUCAGCUUGACGAGGAGCUGCAGAUGCGGUUGAUAGACAGGGUGGGGCCUGCGCAGUUUCUUUAUUGCCCCGAGUAUCCGCCGGGGAUGCCCAUGAAUUUUACAUUCGGCGGCUUGACGAAUCUCGAGGAUAUUCCGGGCAAGAGGUCCAAGGGAAGCAUCAUGUGGAGUGGUUAUGUCAAUCCUCGUUGGUGGAUCGACCGAACGAACGGAGUGGCAGCCGUGCUCCAGGUAUCCCUUCUGCCAUUUGCUGAUCCCAUAGUGGCCAGAUUGUACGAUGAGCUGGAGCGUGCUGUGUAUGAGGGCCUAGUGGCCAAAUAG